AUGAGUCCCAUGUUAGACACGUGCCUGGAGCAGUUUGACAACUUGCGUAGACGAGGUCUUCUUUUGUACGGUGACACGGAUGCGGAGCUGGUACAUGGUGCAUUUCCGUUACAAUUCCGCAUUGUUCCAGCGAUCAGGAAAAAGCCACAGCUCAACCAUCAGCCUGAUGAAACCCCUGCGACACCCGACCCCUUUGGCAACCCUGACCCGUCCUUUGUCGUCACCCAAGUAAACGGCUAUACUGUCCAGUUGAACAAAUUUUGCGUGAUGAGGCCACAGCUACUGCUGCAUCCCCAGACUUUCUCGUCCCAAACAACUCGGUUGUCGAUCGACGACUUUGUAGCUUCUCGAGAAAUUAUGCUAAAGCUUGACCCAAUUGAUGCGAUAGCCUUUUACAACUGCUGCCCAGAGGCAGGGUCGUCACAGCCGUACAAGCAUGUCCAGAUCAUGUUAAAGCCUGCUCGGUAUGAAUUCAUCAUGUGGCCGGAUAGGGUCGCCGCAGAUUCCAUCGAGCGCCUCAAUUACUGCCCUCCCGUGGAGCUCAGUGUUCCAUAUCUUGUACGCUUCGGGUCUAUCAAGGAUAUGGGUGCGCAAGGCAUCUUCGAGAUGUAUCAGCAUUUGCUUUCCAUCCUCGAAGGAAUCCUCGGACGUGAAAUCAGAGCCCACAAUAUUGUCUUCACGGCGGAUUGGAUGUGUGUCAUUCCUCGUAGACAGUCAGGCGCCGAUGGACGUCCUGGAGCCAACAGCAUGGGCAUGAUGGGCGUGAUAUGGGUCGCUGACGACGCUGAGAGGCGAUCUUGGGAGGAUCUAGGCUUAUCUAAGUAUCUUUCAGAACUUGGGUUCCCUUCCGACUGGUGCCCAAACUGA
Molecule: messenger RNA, 867 nt
Organism: Verruconis gallopava
Lineage: Eukaryota; Fungi; Ascomycota; Dothideomycetes; Venturiales; Sympoventuriaceae
Exons: 2
Coding region: 1-867 (288 amino acids)
Biological process (GO): nucleotide metabolic process
Molecular function (GO): ATP binding; ATP:ADP adenylyltransferase activity
Source: RefSeq, a predicted model, not a curated record